Molecule: messenger RNA, 2661 nt
Organism: Daucus carota subsp. sativus
Lineage: Eukaryota; Viridiplantae; Streptophyta; Magnoliopsida; Apiales; Apiaceae
Product: two-component response regulator-like APRR7
Exons: 10
Coding region: 308-2374 (688 amino acids)
Biological process (GO): phosphorelay signal transduction system; cytokinin-activated signaling pathway
Source: RefSeq, a predicted model, not a curated record
AGGCACCACCCUCUCUAUCUUCCCGUUUUUUGAUUUUCCCUCAGCUCCUCAUCGUCCACGUCAUCACUCAUUUCACUCCACGUGUACUUUUAUAUUCAGCUUUACCACGUCAUCUUCUCCCCCAAAACCAAACCCAAACCAAAAAUCACUUCACUGCUUCGUCUCAAAUUUCCAGUUCUCUUAAUCAAUUCUACUUAUCUCAUCCAGAUGGCUAAUAAAAUUCAAAAACUCUGCUUCUAGGUGGAGCUAUGUACUGCGAUUUUUUGAGUUCCAAAGGAGGUCUAGUCACUGUUUCAGUAGUGUUUCAAUGAUGACUGAUAGAAACGAGAAGCUGGUGGAGGGGCAAGAGGCGAAUGGCCACUUGCAAGAUGUGUCUGCGAGGGAUGGAGUUGGGAAUUCUGGUGGCGGAACAAGUAAAUUUGGAGGUGAAGGGUCAGGGAUAAACAAAACUGGAGAUGUGAAAGAUGGAUCUGAAGGUGGUAUGCAAGUAUUUGAACAACAGCGAUCUCAGGGUUCAUCAGUUAACUGGGAAAGAUUUCUUCAUGUUAGAACCAUCAAGGUCCUGCUAGUGGAAAAUGAUGAUUCUACACGUCAUGUUGUUGCUGCACUUCUCCGCAAUCUUAGUUAUGAAGUAAUGGUAGCAGCUAAUGGAGUGCAAGCUUGGCGUAUUUUAGAAGAUCUAUCAAAUCAGAUAGACAUUGUUUUGACUGAGGUGGUGAUGCCCAGUUUAUCUGGGGUUGGUCUUCUGUGCAGAAUCAUGAGUCAUAAGAUGCGGAAGAAUAUCCCUGUGAUUAUGAUGUCAUCGCAUGACUCCAUGGGUUUGGUUUUUACGUGUUUGUCGAAAGGUGCAGUUGAUUUUUUAAGUAAACCUAUUCGAAAGAAUGAGCUAAAAAAUCUUUGGCAGCAUAUCUGGAGGAGGUGUCACAGUUCUAGCGGUAGUGGGAGUGAAAGUGGUACAUACACUCAAAAAUCCGUCAAAUCAAGAAGUGGUCUAAAAUCUGAGAGAAGCAGGAGUAUGAGCACUGGUUCAGAGACUGAUGGCAUUGAUGAGGACAGUGACAGUCAGAGUUCUUGGACUAAAGGGGUUGAUAGCUCUCAAGCUAUGUCUGCAAGGGAUCAAAGAACUAAAAGCUCAGACAGUACUUGUGCACAACUAUGCUCAAACGCAGAAACUGGUACUGAAACAAUGGCGCCUGCGAUUAGAUAUAAAGAAUACAAAGAAGAUGAUGAACAAUUUGAUAAUGUUCGUCAACGAAAAGACUUGGCAAUUGGCAAAUCUAAUAUGGUCGAAUUACAACUGAACAAUCCAAACGAGGUUCCAUUCAAAUCCGCAGAUACAAACAAGCUAAGUUAUUCAAAUCCAAAUAAGACGAGAAGAGGUAAAGAUCUGGUAAACCACAGCGGGCAUCCAUCUAACAAGGAUAAGGCUAUUAUUACCAAUAAUCCUUCUCUACAAAUGAAUAGUGAAGAUCUUGCCAAAACUCGUAAAGGAAAGAAUAAGGCCCUUGAUAAUCCUAAGGAUGAACCAGAGAUUGAGCUUAACUUAAAGCGGCCAAGAGUUGCUAAAGAUAUUGGGAAAGCUAUUGAAACUGACCACAAUGUUUCAAGACAUUCAGACCUUUCAGCCAUCUCAAGGAUCAAUGCAACCUUAAAUGGUUGUAAGACGCGUGAUGGGAUCAAUGUAAGUGGUUCUCUAGAAACUGUGAAAAACGAAUCUGAUAUUCGAGUUUGUCCGAAAGGGAAUAUUUUCUGUCCAAGUCCAGGGGGGGUAAACCAUAAUGUAGAUAUGGGUUCCGUGACUGACAAACUUUCUAUCAAUCCAGCAGUAAUCUCGAGAGAUAAGCCUCAGCAAAUCAUACUGGUUAAAACUGAUGAUUUGGCAUCCCCGGCUUUGCUGACUCCAAUCAGAGGUUCACCGCGGGAGCUUCCGAUCCAGCAUAUCCAUCAUCAUCACCAUGUGCAUCAUUUCCACAAUAUCGAUAGAGAACAGCCACUAUCUAAUAACGAGGAUCUGUCAUAUAAGAAACUAACUGAAGAGUCUGCACAAUUGAGGUCAUUAAAUGUCUUUGUUGGACCUGUUGAAGGUAAUCCUGGAAAUUGCAGCUUGAACAAGAGUGGUUCAGGCAGUAAGCAUGGAAGCAAUGGUCAGAAUGGAAGCAGCACCGUCGUGCAUGCUGGAGGAACAAAUGUAGAAAGUGAUAUUCACAUAGCAGGAAAAAGUGGAAGUGGUGAUGCUAGUGAGAGUGGCAGCGGAAAAAGAAUGGAUCAAAGCAGAUCUGGACAUAGAGAAGCCUCCUUGAUCAAGUCUAGACAAAAGGAGCCUCGAUUUGGCAACAAGGCCCGCUACCAGCACAAGAAGAGAUGCGGAGAGUAAUGGUAGUAAUGGCCGUGUUUACAUGUGCAAGAUGCUAGGCGAGCAAAAACUGACCAUUUAUAGCAACUAAUGUAUUUAAAAGGAAAAGAUGUAUAUGAAGGGAUUACUCUUAAAGGUUUACUAAGAACUUGAAGUGUCGGAAAUACUUGACUUGUGGUAUGAUGAUAAUGACAUUUUAAACUUCCUCCUUUCCCAUCUCCCCUCAUUUGUGUGUAGACCUUGCUUGCUCAUACAAACACACACAGUUUCUGUAAUAUUUAUAUGAAAGUUUCUGUUUAGAUGGUAUA